AACUUGUUAUCAUCUGUCGACGGGUGUUUAUAGUCGUUCGUAAACUUCGAAACUGCGAGGUAGCGUUGUGUGUAGUUUUUUUCAUCUUAUUUCAUACAUUUAGUUCGUUUUAUUUCAAUUAACGCAGUUUUAAUUUGUUAAUAAAUUUUUUGCCUUAUUUCGCGAGCUUUAGAAUUCAAGUAUUUUGUGAAACAGUCGGAGAACGAGUUUUAACCGGUUGCAAGUGAAUUGAACGGGUUUAGGAAUCAGUUACCGAUGAUUACUAUAAAUUCUAAUGGAAUGAACAAUUGAGCUAUAUAAGUCGCAGAUUUGAAAUAUCGAGAGAAAGAUGUAUAAUCUGAACGAUAUGAGCUGUGCUCCAGGAGCCGAGUUCGAUAGAUUAUCGGUAUCGCAAGGAGAUAACACGACGACGCCUAAAACUCCGGAAAUUAUUAAUUCCAUAAUGGCUCUGACGAAUCCGUUCGAAUAUGUUAGAGGAGGCAGCGGCAGAGCAGAAGAUAAGAUAUUAUCGCCCUCCGAGUACGCAUCAGCCGACACUUGCAGCAGUACCAGCAGCAAUGUUGACUCACCUACAUCCCCGCCUAGGGUGCAAAGCAUGUGUUCUCAACUGAUUAAAGAAGAAUUGAAAUUAACGUUGCAGAAAAAAAGACAGAAUACUUUGUCUUCCAGCGAAAACGAUUCGAAUGCUAGUACUCCGGUCAAUUCUAUCGGGAUCGGCGCGAUAGCCGAUAAAUUCGCACAUCGGAAUGACGAAAGUAGCUUUGACGAUGAAGACGACAGCAGCAUGAAUGGUGAUUUCAACGGAAGUUUGUGUGGUCUAACGCCGGAAGAUGAAGAAAGACGACGACGAAGACGAGAAAGAAAUAAAAUAGCAGCAACUAAGUGUCGUCAGAAGAAAAGAGAAAAAACUAACCACCUAGUCCACGAAUCGGAAGAACUAGAAGAUCAAAAUCAAAAGCUGAGAUCACAAAUACAAGAACUAGAAGUACAGAAAAGAAGUCUGAUGGGUAUGCUGACGUAUCACAAACCAACAUGCAUGAAACCGUCACCUGAACAGUCACCUGUUGUUGAUUACCAACAGCCGCCAUUAUUUUCAAAUUCCACCAAUUACCAGCCAUCGGCCUCGUUCAUCAGAAACGAUGAUAAUAAAUUAAACGAUCAAAGAUCUGCAUUGGUUUGUCAGGAAACUGCUAUAAUUCCUGAUUUACAUCACUUGGAUACGUUCGAUUUCCAAGAUGUUCUCAAAAAUCCUUCGGUUAUGUUGAGUACCACUGAUAAUCAAUACAACGAUCAUUCUACGCUUAAAAAUAAAUAUAACAAUAAUAAUUAUAAGAACGCGGAUAAAUGUUUUCCGAUCAGACACAGUAUGUCUAUAAACGCGAAUAAUUAUAAAAAUAACGGCGCUACUCAACUACCGAAUUAUAAUUUUUUAGACGAUCCGAUGAGCCAAGAUCAUUUUGAUAGUCUUCAUUUUAACAAUACUGGAAACGGUUGUAUUGUUUAAAAUUUUCGAUGCGUACUUGUAAUAUUUACUUUUGCCGGGAUUUUUAAGGUAUUAUGAGAAAUUUAAAACAAAAUUUUAAAUUCAUUACCUACCAAAGCUUUUAGAAAUUCUAUCAUUUUUAUAAAUGUAUUUCAUUCGCUCACAUUCCGUUGUAAAAAUUAUUAUUUUUUAUGUUUUUUAGAACUAAAAGAGUUUCCCUUUAAGUCUAUUUAGUUCCUGCAAUGAAUAAAAAUACUCGUUGUUUAUGUUAAUCGUGUGAAUAAAGUUGUAUGCUUUCAAAAUAAAAUGCCGGGAUAAUAUUCGCAUUUGGAUAAAUUUUCACAUUUUUGAUUAUUUUCUUUUUUUAAAUUGACGGAUGUAGAUUUGGGUAUUCCUAUUCCAGAUCUCUUUCAUUGAUAAUGUUAUCAAGUGGUACAUUUGGGAUUAGACCUAGUUUUCCUUUUUUUUUCUUACCUAUUUUCUUUUCUUUCUUAAAAAAAAAUAAGUACGCGAAUGAGGUUGUUGCAUUUCAUACUUUUACCGUUUACAUAAUAUCUAAGUUAAGCCGAAAUGUUUAUGUCGGCACCAUUAUUAUGUAGUUUUGUCCAAUAAGAUUUGCGAGCCGGUAAUUUAAGUUCAACAGUGUUUUUUUUUUUUUUACAAUUAGGAAGACAAGGAAAAAAUUGACCUAGGAUAUUUAUAUUUUCUAAUGUUUCUUUGUUUUUUGUUUUUUUUUCUUGCAACAAAAUGCAAAUACAAAUCCUUUGUCUUUUGUGUCCUCUACAAGCGGAAAAAUGUUUUUCACUCUCGUUUUGAGUUGAGACUUUUUUGAAUUAUUUGCAUUUAAAGAAAAAUCCCUUUUGAGAAUUUAUUUAUGCGAUGUAAAAUUUAAAUCGCUUGUUGCUGAAAAGCAAAAAGAGUUAAAAUAAAUAAAGAAGGUUACUCAAAAAAAUAAAGAUUGAAUCGGAACAAAAAGAAAUGAAAAAUAAGUAGGUAUUCAGGAGGGACGUAAACCAAAUUUCAAUACCUUACGUUAUUGAUUUAAAAAAAGUUAUCCCAAUAGGUCCAUAAACUUUUUUGAAACAUUUUUCAAAUCUUUUUUGGAACUUCCUCUACCUCGUCUCCGAAUUUUAGGUUUAUUGGUUUUCCCUGAUAUAUUCAUCAUAAGAUUAUAAAAAAUGACGAGUUUCAUUAUUUUAUGCAACUCGUGUUCUUUCAAAAUGAAUUUUCGUGAUUUUGGGUAUUUUAUUAUUACAAAUUUUAUUUUUACCUAUUUUUUUUUCAAGACGGUUCUUCGUGUCAUUUAAGUAGUAUCUGUCAAACCGCAGGCGCAAAACACAUCGUCUUCGAACUCCGCAACCUUGCAGCUCUUCUGGGUAGGAAGUUGAAUAUACCAAAAUUCUACCAUCUUCAGGUUUUCUGUAGGCCGUUUCUCAGUAUAGUUGAAUUGAAACCAAUUAAUUGAAAAAAAUGUCUGCGUACGAAUACAAACAUAGCGGUAUCAAUAUUAUGAAUAUUAAAAUCAUCAUAAUAAUUUUCUUUUGAAUUAUUCCCUGAAAAAUUCAGGUAUGAAACAAAAUGACAAAAUUCAUAUUUCAGUCAGUGCAAUACACAAAUUAAGAGAACAACAUGAAGAACCACCUGUAUAUGUAUUCGUUUCAUUACUUACCUUUUUGUUUAAAAGUUGAAAUCCUACUUACCUAGGUACCUAACUAAAAUUAUGCUGGUUCGCUGGUUAAUUGCUUUGUUCUUGAUUCUUCUGACAUAUUACAUUUUUUAAUGUUUAUAUACAAGCAUUGAUUUUAAAUCUGUAGAUUACACUAAUUUUUGUUACAGUUAUUGUAUUGUUCUUCAUUUAUAUGCAAGUACAUAUCUAUACGUUUAAGCAGUUGCAUGUUGAAUGUUACGUACCUAAGUAUUUUGUUGAAUUUAUUACCCAAUGUUGUUUUUUUGUUAAUUUUUUAUGUAACGAUUUAUUACGACUAUUUUAAUGUACUUGUUAAUUUUACAUUGUUUUUUUUCGAUAUUUCUAUAAAAAUACAAUUACCGACCUACCAUAA
This is a messenger RNA of Planococcus citri (citrus mealybug), 3543 nucleotides long. RefSeq names its product Activating transcription factor 3 (gene Atf3). The transcript has 4 exons. Bases 329 to 1504 code for a protein of 391 amino acids. NCBI's taxonomy places the organism in Eukaryota, Metazoa, Arthropoda, Insecta, Hemiptera, Pseudococcidae. The record is from RefSeq and is a predicted model, not a curated record. Gene Ontology annotation, cellular component: nucleus. Gene Ontology annotation, molecular function: DNA-binding transcription factor activity, RNA polymerase II-specific; RNA polymerase II cis-regulatory region sequence-specific DNA binding. Gene Ontology annotation, biological process: regulation of transcription by RNA polymerase II.